Molecule: messenger RNA, 450 nt
Organism: Colletotrichum karsti
Lineage: Eukaryota; Fungi; Ascomycota; Sordariomycetes; Glomerellales; Glomerellaceae
Exons: 2
Coding region: 1-450 (149 amino acids)
Source: RefSeq, a predicted model, not a curated record
AUGCCUCCCAAGAAGAACACCGACGGAGAGUCCUCCUCCUCCUCCUCUCUCAACGAGGGCGACUCCCGCUUCAUCAAGGCCAUGUUCGACAACAUGAACUCGCGCCCCGACAUCGACUGGGACAAGCUCGGCAAGGACAUGAGCAUGACUCCCAAGUCCGCCAAGGAGCGCCUCCGCAAGAUGAGCAAGCGCUACAACUGGAACACUGACAGCGGCGGCAGCUCCGGUGGCUCCCCUGCCAAGACCAAGGGCCCCCUCGCUCCGAAGAACACCGGCAAGGUCGCGAAGACUGGCACUCCCAAGAAGGGAACCGCACAAAAGAAGGGCAAGUCGAAGAAGGAUGAGUCCGACGACGACGAGGACAUCUCCUCCAAGCUCGGAUCUGACUCUGACGGAAAGGCUGUCGCUCAGGAUGAGUUCAUGGCUAGCACCAGUGAAUCUGACGAGUAG